Messenger RNA from Bacidia gigantensis, 1368 nucleotides. RefSeq lists its product as uncharacterized. The record is from RefSeq and is a predicted model, not a curated record. The transcript has 3 exons. Bases 1 to 1368 code for a protein of 455 amino acids. NCBI's taxonomy places the organism in Eukaryota, Fungi, Ascomycota, Lecanoromycetes, Lecanorales, Ramalinaceae.
AUGUCUGGCAUUGAGCUCCAGCAAAGGUCUGAUCAGCCCUUCCCCGCCUCAUCCCGCGAAGCACAGACGGUGGUCGAGCAAGAUCGCCUUGUCGAGUUCUUCAAUUACCAGAAAUGCGAGGCGUGUCAGCUACGACAACGUGACUGUAUCAUCAAAGCUGGGGCGGGCAGAUGUCUCUUAUGUUCAGAUGCAGAGCGUGAGUGCUUCUUUGAGCGUCAUAUCUAUGUACCGCUGCGUGGACCGCCCAACUGGUUCUCGCGCUCGGUCUUGUUGGCAGGCAAUACAUCCACCAAACCGCAGCAUAUGGACUCGAUCGUUGGAAAUAUGCUAGCGAAGGCGCACUUUCCCGGAAACUCGGCCGUCCCUGGCGAGGGAUUCGACUAUCGCCAAGGCCCCAACAUCACCAAGCCAAGUCUGACCAGACAUUACGAAGUCCGCGAUAGACUUCGUCGCUCCAUCCGACGGGCAUGGCUCGUUUACCUCGCCGUCUCCACGUUCCGCGUACGAGGCGCCAUGUACGCCCAGAGGACCAACGGCCCCAUGUUCCCAAUUCAGAUCUUCAACCCAGCGGUGCCCAAGAUUAAGGACCAUCGUCGCUCCUACCCGGAGACUGACAAGCGUAAGUUCGCCGAGAUCUCGAAAGCUGGUCCCUGCGACGAUUGUCGCCGUAAGAAGAAGGCCUGCGACCACAUCCCCUCCAAUCCAGAAGACCAUCUCAUCUCCCCCAAUUCCGGCAAACUCAAACGUCUUCUGCCACCCAUCCCGCGCACACCGGCUCACACAACCACAACCAAUACCAAUGCCUCCGGCCCGGACACCCAAAUUCCCAUCGUCAAGCUCUCCCACUCUCGCAGGCCCCCGGAAAAGGUAAUGUGCAAGCACUGCAACACGCGCCCCGAGGGUUUCCGCGGCGAGCACGAACUCCGCCGGCAUAUGCAGCGUGACCACGCGCCUCGCCGCAAAAUGUGGAUUUGCAUCGACCCCACCGCAUCUGGAGAUUUGUUGAAGGAUUGCGAGUCUUGUUUGAGCGAGAAGCAGUAUAAUGCGUAUUACAACGCGGCUGCACAUUUGCGGCGGAGGCAUUUCAAUCAGGGCAGCAAUGCGGGGAGGGGAAGGCGCGGGAGGAAGGGGGAUGACGGCGCGGGUGGGAAGGCGAAGAGUGGGAGGGUCGGAGUGAACGAUCCGCCGAUGGAUGUGUUGAGGAGUUAUUUGAGGGAGAUUGAGGUCGAUCAAGAGGGUGUACCUUUUGAGAGUGCCGGGGAUGGGGAGGGUGAGGGUGAAGGUGAAGGUGAAGGUGAGGGCGAGGGCGAGGGCGAGGGCGAGGGAGAAGGUGAAGCGGAGGCGAAGGAGGAGGCAAAGGAGGAGUGA